AUGACAUCGAUAUCAGCAUCAACAUCGGCGUCAUCCACUGCAUUGGCAUCGACAUCGACCUCGACCACAUCGGCAUCGGCAUCAUCAGCCGCUACGACAUCAGCCAUAAAGACGAGUGGCGAGUUGAUGAUGGACAGCAGUGCUUCAUCAGUCUCUGGCAAUGGAAGCAAUCUCAAUAUAGUCGGUGGAACCAUUGGCAAAGGUCUAGUACUGCCAGCCGAUCACAUCCUAUUCAGACUUCUCGGCGACUUCAAGGAGCUCACCAAAGUCAAGAUGGACAUAUUCAUCAGGGAUGAGAAGAUAAAGAUGGAAGAGUUCUUUGAUGCAUCAGACUCCAAGACGUUUAAUAAUGUGUUGGAUGGAUUGACUGAGGUGUCCAAGUACUACUUGAACUUGGUGUCUGGCGCGUUGUUACAAUGGCGAUCGACCCAGCAUGUCAUCCCCGCCAGGACUAUCUCCAAACAGAAGCUUGAUGGAUCAGACACAAAGAAUCUUGUGGCGGCAUUGGAGGAACGACACAAGUUGAUAGUGGACUAUAUAUUCUGUAUUGCUAUGUUGACGGUGUUGAGCUCAUUGACAAAGGACAACUUGAAUGAUAUGAUUGGAACACAGAUUGAAUCGAUAUGCUUUGAGAACUUCAAGGCGGAGCGUCGUGCGACUGGUGCCGCCUCGCCCACGCUCAUUCCAGACCUGUGUGCCGCCAUCCUUGGACAGCUCAGCAAGUAUCGUUUGAGGAGUGUAUCAACGCGCUUCUUCAAAGAGGUCCAACUCUGUCUCACUUCCAACACACUCAAGUCCAAGAUAUUCCCAAUCUUCCAAGGUGUCCGAUUCCUCAAGCUAAAGCUGAAACAGUCAUUGGAGUUUGUUACAUCAUGCUUGGACUUGUUCAAGAAUGCCAAGGUUAAGGGCGAUAUGCGAAGAGCGUUGGCAGAGGUACUGGCGAGUGUACUGCGGCCAAUGACAAGCGUUAGGUUCAAGCCGGACGUAGGGUAUGGCGAGUGGAAUAUAGUGGUCAAGGAGCUGUACGACUUUGUCAGCAAGAAGACCAAGAAUACCAAGGACGUAAUAACGACAUACCCUCUAACAGCCGUGCUACUAUGCGUGUCUGAUCGCGAAACCUUCCUCAAGAGCUCGUGGACACUGAUCGACGGCUUCAUCAAGAUCAAGGACAAGCAGGUGCGCCCGUACGCGCUCGAGGCCAGCCAGUACCUGCUCGAGUGCUAUCUGCACAAGCACACGGAGCAGCCCGAGGAGGUGUCGGAGCGUCUGCACCAGUUCAUCGCGCACGUGUUCCCCGCUUCGCACACCAAGAAGCUGACGCUGAGCGCCAGCGACUCGCUGCACAUAUUCAUCGACAUCAUUGGCGUGAUCGCAUCCACAAUGCUUGAGUUCUCAUUUGAGAAGGUCAUCUUUGACCUCUUGCGUGGUGGCGAUCUCAAGGACUCGCUCGGCUAUAUCUCAAACCCGGAGCGCAUGAUUGUAGGUCUGCGCGCCGUUCAGCUCAUUGUACAGGCCUCAUCGAAUGGCAACACCGGCAACAACAACAACAUCAACAACAUACACUCUCAUCAUGGCAACCCACUCACUCCCAAGACCCUAGCAUUCGUGUCGAAUCCUGGCGGCAGUGGCAGCAGCACAUCGAUCAAUCAAUCUUCGCACGCCGCGACAUAUGAAGGCGCAGUCGCAAUCACAUCAAACAAGGUGCUGGCGCGCCGCUACCGGACCUUGCACACCAAGGGCGCGGUUGCUGGGACAACUGCACUUAUCAUCGAACCCUACUCCAAGUCAUUGAGCAUCUUCCUCUCGCACAUGCUCUCGGCGCUUGACGCCAGCUUUGGCAUGCUGCUUUCGACCAUCCAGACCAAGCCACUCAGCGAACUACUCGAGAAGAUGCGACCUCCUGGCCCAUUGUGCCUCGAGCUGCUCAAGGUGGCCAUUGCCACCAUCCCCAUCGCCUUCCCCUCCAAGAUCACCGUGUCUGAGCUGGUGCUCAUGCUGUCCAAGUACUUGAUCCACUUGGACAAGGGCAUCAGCGAGAAGUCCUCGGCCGUGUUGACACAGCUAAUGGCCACGCGACCUGACCUGCGGCCCAACAUCAUUGGUGGCCUUGGAAAGUACGCGUUGAGCAUCAGCGACAAACAAUCACACUUUAUGUGUGUCGUACUCGAGAAGAUGGCCGAGCUGCUGGGCAUGUGGGCAGCGGCCAAGACCAAUCGCUUCCAGAUGGGCGCAGACGAUGUGGUGCCGGCUUCUGCCGAGCAGCAGGUACGAUUCCGCGUCGAUGGUCCAGACUAUGCACCCGAUGUCGACUACAUUGAGGCGGUCGGCCUCGUCUGUCUGUGCAGCAGCAGUGCACGCAACAAGCGUGUCAGUCUAUCAAUCCUGGGCAGCAUCGCGAUCAUACACGAGGCCUUCCAGAUGGCACGCAUCGACGAGGAUAUCGAGAUCACGAUUCACAUCAAGGACAUUAUCGAUGAGAAUGGCAAUGAGUAUCUCUAUCGCCAUGCACAGAGCCUCACGCACCAGUUCGAAAACAAGUACAAGAAGCAGAAGUCACCACACGACUUUGAGCGUCUGGCCGACGCCGAGACCAAGGAGGCUCAGAUGUUGUGGAGCGCAUGUCUGUCGGAUAUUGCUCGAGCGGCCUCGGAACUGGCCACCAACUCGGUGGCCAAGGCCUGUGAGUUGGUCUUGCAACGCAUCAAACCUAUUCAGCCAGAGGAGAGCGGCAAGACACAGUCUGGCGCGCCAGAGGUCGAAGCGCCUCUGUCCACAUGGUGGAAGAACUACAUUGUCUUUGCCUGCGCCACGAUCGCCGUCCCGGAGAAUGAGACCAAGAAGACUGAGCAGUGGCCAGUGUGUGCGCGCGAGCUGUUCACACUGAUCAUCCCCUAUCUCAAGUCGGCCGACAAGUUCUUUGUCGAGUCCACCGUGAUGGCACUGCAAAAGACCAAUGCACGUGUCCUCGACGUGCUUUGCGAUCAGCUGCGACCGUGGGAGCACGAACUGCACACCAACAAGAAGUCAAAAAAGCGUCUGGAUGGCAUGCGAUCAGUGAUUGGAAUUCGUCGACACUGUCUAGAGUCGCUGCGCAACGAUGGACUAGUGAAGCGCGAGCAACUCAAGCGAUCAUACAUCGACUACAUUCAAGAGGUACUGCAAUUCCUCCUCUCACCCGAGUCCAACACUGGCGACUACAUCUGGGACUCACUACAUGGUAUCCGAUUCAACCUCUGCGUCCUUGUCCAUCGCAUGGUACAACAGCUCUACUUUGGGGCCAACGAGUUCCUCGAUAAGAACAUGCGAAGAGAGUUGUUCAAGCUGUUUAGCAAGUGGAGCGAGAGUGAGGAGCAGCUGAGGGAUGAGCCAAUGUUGCGUAGACUUGCUGUGUUCUUGCAGCAGGAGGAGAAGGAAGUGACAAAGCGCAAGGAGUACGAGAUUAGGAUAUUUGAACAGGCAGCCCAGCUAAGUAAUGUGGCCCUGCACGCAGUGUCACUCAUCCUGCUCGGACCGCCAUGCGUCGAAGCAUUCAAAGAGCCCACUGGCUUCGUGUUCCAAUGGAUCAACUCAAUGUUCACGAGCAAAAUGAAGACCAAGAUACGCUCGGUGUCACGCCAGGCGCUCCAGAGCUUCCUCAAGUGCAACGCAGCGCAGUACCAGGAGCUGAUCUACCACUGCAUCAAUCAAUGCUACAGUCUCACUCCAUCAGUAGCCAGCAAUUACUUCCUGGCGCUGGUCGAUAUGUGCCAGGACGGUGUGCUGCGUUUCCCCUACUCCGAGUCGAUCCUCACCAAUCUGAUCAUCUACAAUGCCGGCGCACCAGUAUCUGCCGUGCGCCAGAGUGCAUUGCAGUUGCUCUACUUCUUCAAGGCAUCGAGCAGCCCGAAUGAUCACUACACUGACGGCUUCUACCCAUCGGCAAUUGGCAGCGAGUUUGUGGACACGUACCGCAACGCACAGCUCAGCCUGUCCAAGACGCUAGCGCUGGAGAACCCCGAACUUUGCUACGAGCUGUUCCUAGACGUGGUGUACCGUCUGGAGACCGGCGACUCGCCCGCGCACUUGGAGCAGCACCAGACACUGUUGGCAUGCGUGGCGCCAUGGGUCGAGCAAAUGAACCUGCUGCACCUAGGCUCAGCCAACUCUGCCCUUCUCGACAGCGUGUUGCAAGGCUUUGUUCUGGUCACCAUGAAGCACGCCCAUCUUACGCAGCCCAUCGAGCGACUCUGGCGCAUCCUUGGACGCAUUGAAGACAAUGUGACAAUCAUUGUAGACUUUGCGCUCAAGGUGAUUGAACGCACACGCAAUCACGGCCUGUUGCCCGUGUUCACAAAGAUCUGUCUGUUCCUUGGACGCUCAUCGCCUCAGAAGCUCGUCAACAGCCUAGUCAGCGAGCUGUCAGCCACAAAUGCUGCCGCACAAAGCUUCACCGCCGAGUUUGACGCUUCAAAGUCGCUGGGCAAGGCGGGCAUGAGUACGAUCAGUCGUGCCGCCAUCCCACCGCAGCCCCACGAGGUCUACAAUACGAUGGCUUCAAUCUCGCGUGCAUUCCACACGGCCACUGUUCGAUCAUUCGACUUGACAGGUGGUGCCAAGGGCUUUGCACUGACACGCUUGCAGACCCCGCUCAUCUUCCUCUCAGAGAUCUCGUUUGAGGUCGGCGAGGAGUUCCGAGAGCACUUGCCCGUGCUCCUACAGCUCAUCUUCUUGGGUCUUCACUACAAUCACCAACCCGUCCACGAGCAUUGUCGCAUGCUCCUGCUUAACAUCAUCCGCAGCCUUGUCAUCAGACAACAGCAACAACUUGGCGUGCCUGACCCGGCAGUCUACGAAGAGGCCGUGCAACUCGUCGAUUUCUUGUUGCCAGCGGCCUUCCGCAGCGAUGAGACAGCGGCCACGGCAGCACACUCAGUCGCCGCAAAGAAAGAGAUAUCCAACCCCAAAUACGUCGUGAUGCUCAGCAGGAGGGUGGUACAGGUGCUCAGCAACGGACGUGCGGACUGCGAGCUCAAGGAGCAUUGGGGCGCCAACGCGCUCAACUGGGCCACGAGCUCACAGAACAUCAGACUGGCCAUGCGCAGUUACCAGAUCAUCCGCGGUUUGGAGCCAACGACGACUGUUGACGCGCUGACCGAGGUGAUCCAGUGUCUCGGCAAGAAGAUGGCCGACAUCAGCGUGGACAACAUCGGUCUGAUCAACGAGAUCCUCGAGACGCUGCACGUGAUGAUCGGGCGCAUCCACCCGUCCAAGCUCAUCCUGUUCCCGCAGCUGAUGUGGGGCGUGCUCGCCCUCAUGCACACGGACUUUGACGCGCACUAUAUCAGCGCGGCCAAGACUCUGGCGCUGUUACUCGACUUGAUUAAUUUCAACGAUCGGGCCGUCCAGAACGUUUUCCUGGCGUCCAUCAACAAGGAGUGGGACUUCUUCAAUGGAGUCCAGCCCUUGGCCAUCCGCGGCCUUGGUUCAACCACCACAUUCCACGCGUCCAUCGAUCUGCUCAGCAAACUAACAUUGAAGCCUUGCAAUGAGAUCUUCCAUCCAGAGCCAGGAACCCGAUUCCUCGCCAACCUCAUGGCGCUGUUGCCUUACCUGUGCGCCAAUAUUGCCAACCCUGAGCGCGACCAUCUAUGCUACGUGGCAGCUGAGCGUCUGUCAUUGGCUGCCGAGAACCAAGACAACUGCGUAGCCCUGGCACAGAUAUUGUAUCACUUCUCGCGACUUGGCUACGCGCGACAGCUUGACCGCUUCCUGACCGACCUGUCCGCACCGCUCUGCCAGCUGGUGGGCGCAACUCGACACUCGACACUUACCUUCACAUUGCUGUUUGAUAUCUUGGAGCAUGGCCCAGCGGACUACAACUACCCAACACUCAAACUCCUGAACGCGUUGGUGGCGGGUGGCGUCAAUCCUGCUGACUCCAAACCACCUGGCACAUCGGUGGGCGAUUGGUACGACACCAUCUCCAACUUUAUCAAUGGACAUCAGACGCCCGCCAUCAUCGUGGCGCAGGCACUCAAGUUCAUUGAGAUGUCUAGCCAGUGUUCGCCAGCCAGUCUCCAGCCAGCAUCAAAGGACGUAGCCAAAUCCACAGACUCGCUGCGGGCCAUCGCCAAGCAGUCGGGCCACAGCUCAAGGCGCUUCCUGAACAAGGUGGACCGCGGAACACACAUGGCCAACGUAUGUUUGAGCAAGGUGCUCAAUAUGUGCCAUCGCCCCGCCAUCAACCCGCUCAGCAAGUCGAUGUAUUUCUCGAGUGCACAGAUCAUCGAGCGAUUCUUCUCGUCGUCUGACGACCUUCAGCCACCUGGAACGAUCAGCAAGGGACUCUCAUACGACGAUCUUCACAAUGACGGCGACUCAGAGGCCGCAGCGACUUCAUCACAGGCGUCAGAGAUCAGUGUUGACGAAGCCGAUCAUUAUGGCGGAUCGCUGCACAAGUCAUCAUCGGACCUUACAUUUGGAGGCGAAGGCAUGAUGUCCGAGUUCCAUCAGUUCCCACACUUCCAAGGCUUUGACGACUUGCUGAUGGGCCUGGACGAUCUGAGCACUCACGAGGCAUCCACUUCGGAGACCUCGUCCGAGAUGUCCAACUCCACAUCCAGCUACUCGUCCACUACGUCCGCCCCCAACCAAACGCCAUCUACACCACUCAGCAAGGUACAUCACUCGACCACCACCGCACCGAUGACACCAGUGUCUGCAUCGCCCAUGACUCGUUCACCGUCAUCCGUUGGACGCAAGUUGCUGGCCAAUUCCAGCUCGCCAUCGUCUCUUUCACGUGGACUCCAGUUCCAUACCAACCCCGCACUCUCUGCCCUCUCGCACAAUGUGUCAGCGGCCAAGAAUGUGUGGACGCGCUGCGCUGAGCAGACUGACCUUACAGCAGAGCGCGACGUCUUUGAGGCGUUCGCUGCCGCCUCCCACCUGGUGCAGCACAUCUCAAUCGAGUACCGCACAUUGUUCAGCCAAUUCCUCUCACUGAUCACCACGACCGCAGCCAAGGGACCCACUCUAGCUGUAGAGAUGUUUGAGAAGCCACCAUUCAGCUUGUCGCACCAAGAGAUUCUCAAGACCAAGGAGAUGUCGGAGAAGUACCGUAAGGACCUGGCACUCAAGCCGUCCACCACCCGUCUGUUCUUGGAGAUGCGCGAGAAGGCCAUCGCAGCCUACACUCAGCAACUCAAUGUGUACACGGAGCAGCGCACGGCCACCAACAAUGUGCGCGCCAAACUCUUUGAGAGUGGCUCGGGCAGUGAGGUGCAGAUCGCCGAAGCACGCUUCUGCGCGGCCAUGUGCUCAUUGUACCAACAACUACUACAACUGUGGACGGUCAACCUAUCAUUACAGGAGCUACUCAAUGAUUAUAGCCAACUACUUGCCAUUGACAAACAACGUGAUGAGAUCAAGAAGGAGAUGAACAAGUGCAAGGUUACAUGUUGUACCACCAAUUGA
This is a messenger RNA of Acytostelium subglobosum LB1, 7452 nucleotides long. RefSeq lists its product as hypothetical. The record is from RefSeq and is a predicted model, not a curated record. The transcript has 6 exons. Gene Ontology annotation, biological process: cell morphogenesis. NCBI's taxonomy places the organism in Eukaryota, Evosea, Eumycetozoa, Acytosteliales, Acytosteliaceae. The coding region runs from base 1 to 7452 and encodes 2483 amino acids. Gene Ontology annotation, cellular component: site of polarized growth; cell cortex.